AUGGAAAAAUUACAAAAAGUAAAUAAAAAUCAAGAUGCUAAAAUUAUGGAACUCGAGGAGAAGAUGAGAAGAAUGGAAAGACGACCAUAUCAGGAAAUUUCAGAUCCAAUGGCUACAAUUGGGAUCGAACCUUCGGUCAAUGGACACAACUCAAACAGAAAAAGAGUGCUUGCUCCUCCGGUUGAUGGACCCCAACUUGUUAAAAAACCAUCUAAUUUACACAACAAGCCAAGUAUGUCAAACGAUUCAGAUUUACAAGUAUCAAACAAGAAUUCUGUUUCAGAUAAGAACAAAGAAACUAUGGUUCAUAAUGGUGGCAGUGCACGACAACUAGAAAAAUGUUUUGCUGGACACAAGAAUGUUGUGCGAAACCAAGAAGCUUUUGAUCAUAGUUACACUGCUCAGCAAGGGGAAACAAAUUCUGCUGCACAUAAGGUAUGUUUCUGUUACCAUACACAAUAUGUUCAAAAUAUAUUGCUCCAUUGUUUAUGUAUCUACUGGUUGUCUUGCUAUCAGAAUGUUGUUCAGAACAAAUAA
Hordeum vulgare subsp. vulgare (domesticated barley) is the source of this 537-nucleotide messenger RNA. RefSeq lists its product as uncharacterized. Lineage: Eukaryota; Viridiplantae; Streptophyta; Magnoliopsida; Poales; Poaceae. The coding region runs from base 1 to 537 and encodes 178 amino acids. The record is from RefSeq and is a predicted model, not a curated record. The transcript is spliced from 5 exons.